Impatiens glandulifera is the source of this 1182-nucleotide messenger RNA. RefSeq names its product PTI1-like tyrosine-protein kinase At3g15890. Gene Ontology annotation, cellular component: plasma membrane. Gene Ontology annotation, biological process: protein phosphorylation. Bases 1 to 1182 code for a protein of 393 amino acids. The transcript has 4 exons. Gene Ontology annotation, molecular function: ATP binding; protein kinase activity. The record is from RefSeq and is a predicted model, not a curated record. Lineage: Eukaryota; Viridiplantae; Streptophyta; Magnoliopsida; Ericales; Balsaminaceae.
AUGGGAUCUGUAAUGAGUUGCUGCAGCUCUGAGAAAGUUGAUGAAGGGGUAGCCAUUGAUGGAUCAGGUCAGAAGAGUUCAUGGAGGAUCUUCACGUACAAAGAGCUUCAAACCGCUACUAAUGGCUUCAGUGAUGAAAACAAGCUCGGAGAAGGAGGAUUUGGUAGUGUUUAUUGGGGAAAAACAUCAGAUGGUCUUCAGAUAGCGGUUAAGAAGUUGAAGUCAAUGAAUUCAAAAGCGGAGAUGGAGUUUGCGGUAGAGGUGGAAGUUCUAGGGAGGGUGAGGCACAAGAACCUUCUUGGGUUGAGAGGAUAUUGCGUUGGAACGACUGAUCAACGACUUAUUGUCUACGAUUACAUGCCAAAUCUCAGCCUCCUAUCUCAUCUUCACGGCCAGUUUGUGGGUGAGAGUCGGUUGGAUUGGAAGAAAAGAAUGAAGAUCGCCAUUGGAUCCGCUGAAGGCCUUGUGUAUUUGCACCACGAGGUGACACCUCACAUUAUCCAUAGAGACAUCAAAGCAAGCAACGUGCUCCUAAACUCAAACUUCGAGCCACUAGUUGCAGACUUUGGGUUCGCAAAGCUCAUACCCGAGGGUGUGAGCCAUAUGACUACAAGGGUGAAAGGAACUCUCGGAUACUUAGCCCCCGAAUAUGCCAUGUGGGGGAAAGUAUCAGAGAGUUGCGAUGUCUACAGCUUUGGGAUUCUAUUAUUGGAGAUCGUAACUGGCCGAAAGCCCAUAGAAAAACUCCCCGGAGGAAUUAAGAGGACGAUAACAGAGUGGGCCGAGCCAAUGAUCCAAAAGGGCAGGUGGAGGGACCUCGUGGACCCAAGGCUGAAUGGGGAAUUCGACGAAGCUCAAUUGAAACGAGCUAUAAAUGUCGCCGCUCUUUGUGUGCAGAGCGAGGGGGAGAAGAGGCCUACUAUGAGAGUUGUUGCCGGGAUUUUGAAGGGUCAAGAUGAUAAUAUGGUUCAAGUGAAGGGGAAGUUGACCCCACAAAAGAUUGAAAGCAUAAAAUAUGGGGAAGAGUUGAUGGAGAUGGACCAAGCCAGUGAUGAUGAAGAAGAUGAUCAUGGUGCAUUUAAUUAUGAUCAGGAUAGUAGUGUUAAUUUUGGGGUGUUUAGUGCCAUGGAUGGUGUGCAAAAGAUGCAUCGCCCUUACAAACAUUUUGGAGAAGGAAAAUAA